AUGGUGUUGGAUUCAUUGUGUGAUCCCUGGAAUGCUCAGGAUGGAGAAAGUCAGUCAGUGAGUGAAAGUAGUACAUCAAAAGAGCCACAGGAAUUUGAGGAUAAUUUUCAUGUGAAUAGUAAUCGUCUGCCCGACUCUGAUGAGUACAUUGCUGCUCUAGAAAAAAAAUUGUCAAAGCUCAAAAGUUCCAAGCAAAGUAGCUCUGGGGACUCUGGGACUAAGGAACUUUUGGCUUCAUUGCAAGAAUUCCGCGAAUCCUGCAUGGUGCGAUUGAUCUCUGGCUCAAACUCAGCACUCAUAUCCAACACAGAUCUAGAUCUAGAUUCUUCUUUACCGAAACUACCUUCCCAGUGGUUGCGCAAUCAAAUCAACCCUGAAACGCCACUAACCGUGGGAGAAGCUCUAGAGUUAUUGAAAGCAGAUUAUUUAGAAUUAAAUCAUAUUGAAACAACUCAGCAGGAAAUCUCAGAGCCGGAAAACUGA
Molecule: messenger RNA, 483 nt
Organism: Bemisia tabaci
Lineage: Eukaryota; Metazoa; Arthropoda; Insecta; Hemiptera; Aleyrodidae
Source: RefSeq, a predicted model, not a curated record